Messenger RNA from Labrus bergylta (ballan wrasse), 702 nucleotides. NCBI's taxonomy places the organism in Eukaryota, Metazoa, Chordata, Actinopteri, Labriformes, Labridae. The record is from RefSeq and is a predicted model, not a curated record.
AUGUGGACUGUUGGCAGAGCUAAUGUUGUGAGACUAGUUCAUGGUGGUAAACCAACCAUUUCCUCAAAUUAUACAUCGAGAGCAGAAUUGUCUGCACAAAAUCACUCUCUACUGUUAAAGAACGUACAAAAGGGGGACAGUGGAGUUUACAGAGCAAGUGUUUCUGGUGACAAAGACAUCACUGUAGCUGAAUACAGCGUCACAGUUCUGGAUCCAGUGUCUGGAGUGAAGCUGACAGUGAAACUCUGCAGCUCAGACUCCACUAACGUCACAGUGAUCUGCAGCACUGAGGACUCUCUCAUCAACAACACGUUCACAUGUGACACACAAACCUGCUCUCACGAGGGAGGAGAGCGAGCAGAGAUCAUCACACCUGGUGCUUCUCUGGACGUCUACCUGGAGAACGGCUCAGUCAUCUGUAACCAUAGCAACCAGGUCAGCUCUACAAAGGACAUCCAAAAGAUUGAAGACUUUUGUAGAAAGCCUGACGAGAUAUCUGGGGUUGGUUUCUCUAUCUACAGGCUGAAGAUAUACGUGGUCUCGAUCGGUCUGGUCAUCAUGAUGUGUGCCGUCAUCAGUGUUCACGUCGUAGAGAAGCUUAAGAAGAAAAAAUAAACAACCACCUCUCCCCCAACAAUCCUCUGUGGAGAGUUUGACCACUAGUAGCACAAUGGAGCGACUUGUUAUCUUUUUUUGACUGAA